UCUCCUGCCCUCGUCCUCUCGCCUUUGCCGCCGCCUCCCGGCGGAGAGCGGCCCCCCGGCCGUGAGGGGCGCGGCCCACACGCGGGGAGCGCCGCCCUGCUGAGCGGGGACUGCCCGCUGCAAGCCCCGGCAAGCCGGGUCUGCUCUGGAAUUUCCAGAACUUGUAUGGUUUUGAAAUUGAAUAAAAGACUGGAAAUCGGAAUAAUCUUCACAUUUCUUAUAAUAAGAAUAAGAUAAUAAGAAUAAGAAGUAACAAUGGAACGAAGGCAAAGAGGAGUUAGUGCUGGACUGCUUUUGCUGCUUUAUCAAAUUUCUCAAGUUGGACUCCAGAACAUUCCUUCUGUUACCCUUGGGGUACUUCUACUGAAUAUUUUUCUCUUUCUGAAUCCUUUGAAACCACUGUCUGAAGUGUGUCUCAGUGUAAAUGAAGCUGUCCACAGAAAGAACUGGCAGCGUUUGCUACUUGCUCCUUUCCACCAUGCAGAUGAUUGGCAUUUGUAUUAUAACAUGAUUUCCAUGCUUUGGAAGGGCAUAAAGCUGGAAAAAAAGCUGAAGAGCAUAUGGUUUGCCUACAUUAUUGCAGUAUUUUCAGUACUGAUUGGAGUAGUUUACAUGGUGCUGGAGCUCCUGCUUGUGAUAAUUCUGGAUGAUCAUUCCUAUGAAAUGAAUUGUGGUGUAGGUUUUUCAGGAGUCUUGUUUGCUUUGAAAGUUCUAAACAACCAUUAUAAUCCAGGAAGAGUGAGCAAUAUCUUUGGAUUGCCGAUAGCUAGUAAAUAUGCUUGUUGGGUGGAGCUGGUGGCUAUUCAUUUAAUCUCCCCAGGGACUUCUUUUGCUGGGCAUCUGUCAGGGAUUCUUGUUGGAUUGAUGUACACUAUGGGACCUCUGAAAAAAAUCAUGCAAGCCUGUGCAGCUGGCUUUUCUUUCUUCACUGAACCUGACAGGCCAAGGAAUCACUAUUCAGAGUAUUAUGGCUAUUAUCCAGAUUAUCAACACAGAACUCCAAGGAACUACUUUGAUUAUACAGGUGGGCUCACUGAAGAAGAACAGCUUGAAAGGGCAGUGCUAAACAGCCUUAAUGAAAGAGAUUUUGGUGGAGGAACACACAGGAAUGAGCAGCAACCUUAUGGGUUUUGGUUCCCACCUGAGAACUCAGAAGAGGACAUGAGAAGGCGAAGGCUUCGUAGGUUUGACAGACGAUGAAGUUGGCAGGUGUUGAUGUAAAUUGUAAAGUGCCAUUCAGACUUAAAAAAAUACUUACAGAUUUAUUUGUAAUCUGUAAUUUACAGAGUAAUUUAUAAUCUUUCUUCCAUUAUUUUUACUACUUGUUGCAAAACUGCAUAGGAUUUUGUGAGUUCAGAGACUCAAAGUUGGAACUUGAAUAAGAAAUGUGAGAUAAGAAUCAAAAUGUGAUCUUUGCCUGUCUCCAUCUUAAUGCACCUUAAAUGGAAGAAGACUGAUGAUUUUACCAAACUGUCUUUUUUCCUUAAAUUAUUUUGUAUAGCUUUAAGAAUUCCUUGGCUUCUUGACUGCUGAUGUUCUCAGACAACAGACUUUCUUCAUCCAUUGCAGAUGAAAUGUUACAUUUUCUAUGUAACAUUAAAACUAUGCAAUUUUUCCUUAUGAACCUUUCUCAGGUAUCUGUGAUGACCAGCUCAUUUUUUGGGAUUGCCAUGUGAAUGACACUUGAAAAGAUUGCUUUGAUGACAGUGGUUGGGCCAUGUCAGUUGAGUCUAGGUUUAAGCUUUUGAGCAGACAAAUAGUUGCAGCUAUCCUUUCCCUGCUGUCCUUACUGUAAUACAAACUUCAGUGUUGCAGUCUUCCUCACACCAUAUUGUACAGAGCUCAGAUGUGAUAAAACUGAGUUGUAACUACUUAUGUUUUCCUAAAGCCUUUCUUUUUAUGUUUUAAAUCAAAAACUGCUGCCCUUUAGAGAGCUGAAACAAUUUGUUAGGAGUUUUUUGUAAAGGUAUGUGGCUAUGCCAUACAAAGUAUAUAUUUGUUUAGUAAUAUACCUUUUUUAAGUGUCUGGUUCACUUUUUAAGAAGGCUUGGAAAUUUUAUUUUGUAUAUGCUGUUCAUGCAGUUUUAAAAAUUCCACUAUUUCUCAAUAUUUAUCUUCUUUGAAGACCAGUAUCAGACCUGAGGGUUUGUAGACCUGUGGAGAUCAUGCCUAAACACAGGGUACCUUGAAUUCUUCACUUUCAAGAAUUUCCUUACCCAACCAGAGGAGUUGACAUGAGGCCUGAGAGCUCAGGGUUGUCCCUCAGGGCACACCUCCACACAGGGCUGUCCUGCCUGUGGCACUGCUGCCUGUUAAUGGUAACUGAUGAACCUCAAGGGCUUUGGUUCCAGUACUGCCCUGAAAAAUCACUCAUUGUGUGGCAUUUUAUCCUCAGAAUAAAAGAAUUUGCAAACUAUCGCAGAGAGGUGUCAUUGCAGAGGAAUAAUUUGGUUAUUGGCCUUUGGCACAGACCUGUUGGAAUCUCCUCAUCAGCACUGAUGGAGUAGAGGAUUAGGAUAAGCAGUUUAAGGGUUUCACCAACCUGUGCUUUAUGAAGUCUACUUUUCUAUGAGGUUGUUUUUUUUAAUAUAAAAAACAGUGCUGUGUAUUUCAUACAGAAAAACAUCCUAAAAGGAUUUUUUUUUUUUCUAUGUUCUUUAAAUAAAUGCCACCUACUCUUUUUGUUUGUAGCUAAUGUAUGUAGGGGAAGCUCUUGUUUGCUGCAGACUUUGGGCUUUGGGUUUUGGGACACAAUAGGCACAACUGCAAUGGGACUCCAGGUACAAACAGAAUUCUGAUUCCUGGUAUGUUCUUGGGCUUGGUUGGUUUUGUAUAUAUGCAGUAGUCAUAGAAUAAAACAGCAGACACUUUUACAGAA
Molecule: messenger RNA, 2878 nt
Organism: Cyanistes caeruleus (blue tit)
Lineage: Eukaryota; Metazoa; Chordata; Aves; Passeriformes; Paridae
Gene: RHBDD1
Product: rhomboid domain containing 1
Biological process (GO): cellular response to unfolded protein; negative regulation of apoptotic process
Cellular component (GO): membrane; endoplasmic reticulum
Molecular function (GO): serine-type endopeptidase activity
Source: RefSeq, a predicted model, not a curated record